Messenger RNA from Stegodyphus dumicola, 686 nucleotides. Its product is annotated as MFS-type transporter SLC18B1-like. Gene Ontology annotation, biological process: transmembrane transport. The record is from RefSeq and is a predicted model, not a curated record. NCBI's taxonomy places the organism in Eukaryota, Metazoa, Arthropoda, Arachnida, Araneae, Eresidae. Gene Ontology annotation, molecular function: transmembrane transporter activity.
GAAUCAAACCGGCCCUAAUCUCGAGGUCACACAGGUCUCAGGACGGAAACAGAGUAAAAAAAUAAUGAGCGAUUACCCACAAUGCAUUUCUGCUGAAGAAAUAACGCACAUGCUUAUUUCAAUCUGAAAGUAAACGAUAAGUUUGACACUUUUGUGUGAAGUUUAUUUACGAGUUUUUAAUAUAUUUCAUUGUAAUUAUUCAGCACUAGAAAUGCAUGGAGUAAAAGCGCAGCCAUUUUUGCAACCUGCGGUAACAGAUGAAAGGAUUGGAUUGUUGCUCACGUCUUCUGCUUCAUACGGCAUCGAAAGCGAUAUGACUUUCAGUGUAUCCAGCGAACUGUCUAAAAAGAAUGGAGAAGUGCCAGCAAAUGUUAAAAAGAAAGUGCUUACUCCAAGAAAAAUCCGGAUUCUUGCUUCUGUCAUUUAUGGAAAUUUAUUUCUUGGAAGCUGCUAUUCUUUGAUGGCACCUAUAUUUCCAGCGGAAGCGGAGAGAAAGCAUGCAUCAGCAACCGCAUAUGGAUUAGUAUUUGGAAUUUAUCAGCUUGUCAUGUUCCUGUCAGCACCGGUAUAUGGAAAACUAGUCGUACAUUUGAAGCCUGGUUUUAUGAUGAAAAUUGGAAUGUUCGUAUCAGGGGUUUGUGCUAUUACCUUUGGGUGAGUAAAUCAUCUGGUGAGUAAUUUUUUAG